AUGAAGUACUUCCAGCAAUCCGUCGACUUCGACUAUUCGUGGGAGGAAGUCUCGACAAGCAACUGGCAAAAGUACGGCCCUUGGAACGAAAAGACCCCACAUGUUAUUGCUGUCGACACAUUGUCUCGCUCAGUGGAUCCCAGCACAGGAAUUUUGCGCACAGAGCGCCUCAUUACAUGUCAACAAUCCGCACCAAAAUGGGUGACCGCCAUCCUUGGCGGUGUCGACACCUCCAUGGUCUACGAGACCUCCUACGUUGACCCCGUCGCCAAGAGGCUUACCAUGUGCUCGAUGAACAUCACAUGGGCCGAUCUGCUCCAAGUCCGCGAGACCUGCGUCUACACACCCAACCCCGCAACACCGACCAACAAGACCAGCUUCACACAACGCGCCGAGAUCACAGCAUUUUGCGGAGGGUGGCAGAAGAUCAAGAACAGCAUCGAGCAGUUCACCGUCGACCGAUUUCAGCAGAACGCACAAGCAGGCAAGGAGGGUUUCGAGAUGGUCCUUGAGCGCGCACGACAGGUCUUCCAGGAGCAGCGCGAAAUCCUCGCCUUGCAGCAGGGUAGCCGGAUCUUGAGGGAGGCAAAGAUGUAA
This is a messenger RNA of Didymella exigua CBS 183.55, 597 nucleotides long. RefSeq names its product MSF1-domain-containing protein. Gene Ontology annotation, biological process: phospholipid transport. Gene Ontology annotation, cellular component: mitochondrial intermembrane space. The record is from RefSeq and is a predicted model, not a curated record. The transcript has 2 exons. The coding region runs from base 1 to 597 and encodes 198 amino acids. NCBI's taxonomy places the organism in Eukaryota, Fungi, Ascomycota, Dothideomycetes, Pleosporales, Didymellaceae. Gene Ontology annotation, molecular function: phosphatidic acid transfer activity.